Messenger RNA from Ctenocephalides felis (cat flea), 1128 nucleotides. RefSeq names its product afadin-like. NCBI's taxonomy places the organism in Eukaryota, Metazoa, Arthropoda, Insecta, Siphonaptera, Pulicidae. Bases 58 to 1113 code for a protein of 351 amino acids. Gene Ontology annotation, cellular component: adherens junction. Gene Ontology annotation, biological process: signal transduction; regulation of protein localization. Gene Ontology annotation, molecular function: cell adhesion molecule binding. The transcript is spliced from 8 exons. The record is from RefSeq and is a predicted model, not a curated record.
AUUUUUGGAGAAUUUAUCGUUUAAUAUAGACAAUCUACAUGCAAAUCCUUGGAAAAUAUGAUUGUGGACCUAUACAAUAGCGGCUGCACGAUGAAUGCCAAUGACAAGAGGCAACUGGAACGAGAAGCUCUGCGGAGCGUCAUCCAGCAAUGGAACGCGAACCGUGUCGACUUGUUCGAACUCAGCGAACCGAACGAAGAUUUGGAAUUUCACGGAGUGAUGCGAUUUUAUUUUCAAGAUUCUGGUCAAAAAGUGGCAACUAAAUGUAUCCGAGUGGCGUCAGAUGCAACUGUUGCUGAUGUCAUAGAAACAUUAAUUGAGAAAUUCAGGCCUGAUAUGCGAAUGCUAUCCUUACCCAGCUAUGCCUUAUAUGAAGUCCAUUCCAAUCACGAAGAACGGAGAUUAUCACCUACAGAGAAGCCUUUGCUAGUGCAGCUAAAUUGGCAUAUAGAUGAUAGAGAAGGAAGGUUUCUCCUUAGAAAUGUCGACCAUAAAACAAAUGCACCUGCUGUGGAUCUUGCAGAAUCAAAUAACUUUAAACGAAAAUUGUCUAAACGAGAAAAAAAAGAAUUUAAGAAGAAAGAGAAAUUAUCUAGAUUACAAUCUGAUGCUUCAAAGGAAAAUAAAAAUGCAGAGAAAUUAUACACAGAGCUUCCUGAAACUUCAUUCACCAGAUCCAUAUCAAAUCCUGAAGCAGUUAUGAGAAGAAGGAGACAACAAAAACUAGAAAGAAAGUUACAGCAAUUUAGGUCUAAAGAUGGAGGACCUGAUACCGGGGGUACUUUGAAAAUAUAUGGUGAAAGCCUGUGCCGUGACGUGCCUUACAAAACACUUUUACUUUCCAUCAGAGAUUGCGCUCAAGCUGUGGUCAGAGAAAUGUUGACAAAAUAUGGCCUAGAAAAUGCAGAUCCUACACAUCACUGUUUAGUGCAGGUGAAUGGUGAUGGUUCUGAAUAUAUUUUAGAUGAUGAUGAAUGCCCAUUAGCUAUACUAAUGAGUCAGCAGAACAAGCGAGGUAUGUUGUUAAUUUAUAAUAGUUUUUCAAGUUUUUGUUGUAAUAAACUACUCCAAAACUUUCGAAUAUUUUUUUUUAUGAAUUUUAUGAGAUUAUGAGACCAAGGUUUGGGA